Molecule: messenger RNA, 1420 nt
Organism: Ilex paraguariensis (yerba mate)
Lineage: Eukaryota; Viridiplantae; Streptophyta; Magnoliopsida; Aquifoliales; Aquifoliaceae
Source: the annotation of a GenBank genome assembly
AUGGAGGACGAUAGCAUUCCUGAGAGCGAGAGGUACCAAAUCCAACAGAUACGAGAGCUUGAAUCGGAGGAAUUGCAGGUCGAAGAAGUCGACGAAGAAUCAUCCGACGACGAUGAAACCAAUGGUCGUGGUUAUGGAGGGGCUUCAGCAUCUGGUGACUUGACAUUUGAUACUUGUUUGGCUGCUUUACAUACAUAUCUUGGCGAGGUUGAGGACACUCAUAAUAGGUUGGCUUUUUUGGAGGGUGGUGCUGUAUUGUCCCUUCCACUGUUUUACCUCGAAGGAGUUGUUCUAUUCCCAGAGGCAACCCUUCCCCUAAGAGUAAUUCAACCAAAUUUUAUAGCUGCUGUGGAAAGAGCACUGAGACAAGUUGAUGCUCCUUAUACUAUUGGUGUGGUUCAUGUUUACAGGGAUCCUGAUAAUGGGAGGAUUAGGUUUGCAACGACUGGGACAACAGCAGAGAUUCGGCAAUACCGUAGGUUAGAGGAUGGUUCAUUGAAUGUAGUUACUCGAGGCCAACAACGUUUUCAUCUGAGACGUCGCUGGAUUGAUGUUGAGGGAUCACCAUGUGGUGAGAUCCAAAUCAUCCAAGAAGAUUUGCCAUUAAGGACUCCACGUGAUGCAGUUGGACGACUAGAACCGUUAAGGAAUUUGCGGGCUAAGAGCCUCUUGCAAACACCACCUUUAAAUGCUUUGCAAUCCAAACGACAUGGCUAUGGAGACGAAGAUGAUGAUUCAGAUGCAAUGUCAGAGGGAAGUUUUGAGAGUGAACUUUCGCUAGCAGAAAGGAGGUUGCAUCAAUCUGCACUUGUUUCUUGUUCUGGUUCUGAUAUGAAUGACGAGUCAACAAGCAGUGACGAAGAGAAGUGUGUGCGCGAGUCAGGACUCCAGUUGUGUAGAUCUCAUUUAAAUGAUCACAUGGGUCCAUUGCAUCCAGAGAAUGACGAAAGGAGAGAGAAUACUGGCCCAGUAAUUGAGAAAAGUAUUAUUCCAAACGCCAAAUCUUGCAAAGGGGUAGGAUGGAAAAAGGAUUCAAUAAGUCGGCUGCGGGAGAUUCCAAGAUCUUUCUGGCCCAAUUGGGUUUACCGAAUGUAUGAUUCAUAUUAUCUUGCUCAAAGGGCAGCAGGUAAGUUGCCUUUGCUUCAUUCCAUUCUUUUAAUAUAUUUUGCUUGUCCAUUAUAGUUGUCUAAACUUGUUGCAGUCAGUGUGGUUUGGAAUGUGGAUAUUGCUAAUUUACGAUUGUUUUGUUCCCUAAUUCAUCACAUGUACUUGAUAGAAUUGAUCAAUAUGAAUGAAGAAGAGAAAAAGAGAAUGUAUUAUUCAUAGAAAACCAAUCUGUAAUACACAACAUUAACCUAGAAAUAAACAAAGUAAGUCUUAUAUAGUAGGGCAAUACAACAUAAAGAAAAUGCCUAAACUA